CAGAGGCGAGAUAAGAUCGAUCCGCGUCGUGAACGGCGGCGACACGAGGCCGCGAGAAAUGCCGGCGCCGCCCUGUCCCCCGCCGGCCCCUGCAGCGGCGCCGAUACUGCCGCGGCUCCUCUCCUCGGUAGCGCCGGUAGCGCUCGCCGCCGCGCUCGUCUGCGGCGCUGGCCCCGCCGCCGUCGUCGCCCCGGCCGCCCAGGCCGUCCCGUUCGUCCGGCCCCCUCCCCUGCAGGGAAAGCCCUUCGCCUCCUCCACGCCGUACGCGCAGGCCCAGAAGCUGCAGCUUGGCCUCGACAAGCUCGGGAAGAUCAGGCCAUGCCCGUCCACCAACCCGGGGUGCGUGUCCACCAACCCGCUGGGAUCUUCCGGCUCCUUCGCCUCCCCGCUGCUCAUCCCGGAAUCAUCCGCCGGGGACAAGGCCGUCGCCUCGCUGCGGCAAGCCAUCGAGAAGACGCAGAGCAAUGUGGACUUCAAGGUCGAUCAGGACACCCCUUAUGGCCACUACAUCGAGGCGGAGAUGGACGGCGGCGUAGGCCGGGACGUGAUGGAGUUCCUGGUGAAGAGAGACGCCGGCGUGGUGGCGUACCGGUGCAUGGCCACCAAGGUGACCUUCGUCUACCCCUUCACCACCGCCGUCGGCGACUCCAAGGGGCAGAAGCAGAGGGUCGCCGCCAUCUCGCAGGAGCUCGGAUGGUACGCCCCGGACAUCCAGUCCUCCAUGGACUCCGACGACGCCGGCUAUCCUCCGUGACCGUGAACAAUAGUGAACACCGGAGGACCAAUCAUCACUUCAUCCAUCGGAUGGAGCAGAGGUAAAUAUAUGUUGAUGUAUAUAGAUAACUAGCCGGUAUUCGGUGCUGUCCAUAUUAUCAGUGCAAGUUCGGCUGUGCCCUUCAAAGAAUAUAUUGUUGUUAUAUAGGAGUAUUAACCACUCAUAUAAUUCGUUUCUACUUGAUUCUUGUCCAACCAAUGGUGUCUUAUUGGCUAAAAGACAGAACCAGUUCCUUA
Panicum hallii is the source of this 1011-nucleotide messenger RNA. RefSeq names its product thylakoid lumenal 17.9 kDa protein, chloroplastic. The transcript has 4 exons. Lineage: Eukaryota; Viridiplantae; Streptophyta; Magnoliopsida; Poales; Poaceae. The coding region runs from base 59 to 754 and encodes 231 amino acids. The record is from RefSeq and is a predicted model, not a curated record.